AUGGAAAGGUGUUCUGUGUUUGACGACUCGCUGGCCCUUUCGCAGAGACCUGGUUUGAUUGUUUUACAAAAUGAUGAUAUCCAGAAGGACACUACGGCUGAAGCACCUUGGCAGCCAGCACCGCAGCGCAACUGUGAAAUUAUCCUGAAACGGCUGUGUCAGGCAAACCAGAGGCAGCUCUUGAAAACACCGGCUAGUGGUCCAUCUUUGUUUGUGGCUGUUGAGACUACAACGGUGUAG
Molecule: messenger RNA, 240 nt
Organism: Ogataea angusta
Lineage: Eukaryota; Fungi; Ascomycota; Pichiomycetes; Pichiales; Pichiaceae
Exons: 2
Coding region: 1-240 (79 amino acids)
Source: RefSeq, a predicted model, not a curated record